CCUCGGGGCUCCCUCCCCGUGCCCGUCCCGCGGAUCGCCGCCGGUGCCCGGUGCCAGAGCAGCGGGGGCGGCCAUGGGCAAGGACUAUUACCGCACGCUGGGGCUGUCGCGGGGCGCCUCGGCCGCCGACAUCCGCCGCGCGUACCGGCGCCAGGCGCUGCGCUGCCACCCGGACAAGGACCGCUCACCGGGCGCCGAGCAGCGCUUCAAGGAGGUGGCCGAGGCCUACGACGUGCUCAGCGACCCCAAAAAACGGGAGAUCUUCGACAAGUACGGGGAGGAGGGGCUGAAAGGGGGAGCCCCCGCGCCCGGGCCGGGGGGCUCCAACGGGCCCACCUUCACCUACACGUUCCGCGGCGACCCGCACGCCAUGUUCGCCGAGUUCUUCGACGGGCGCAACCCCUUCGACACCUUCUUCGUGCAGCGCAACGGCGACGAUGAGGACGGCGACGAAGGCUUCAACACCUUCCACGUGGGGGGCUUCGGCAGCGUCAGCUUCCCGCGGGGCCGGGCGGGCGAGGGCCGCAAGCAGGACCCGCCCGUGCUGCACGAGCUGCGCGUGUCGCUGGAGGAGAUCUACAGCGGCUGCACCAAGAAGAUGAAGAUCUCCCACAAGCGGCUGGGCCCCGACGGGAAGACGGUGAGGAACGAGGACAAGAUCCUGACCAUCGAGGUGAAGAAAGGGUGGAAGGAGGGCACCAAGAUCACCUUCCCCAAGGAGGGCGACCAGACGCCCAACAACAUCCCGGCCGACGUGGUGUUCGUGCUCAAGGACAAGCCGCACGACGUGUUCCGGCGCGACGGCUCCGACAUCGUCUACCCGGCCAGGAUCAGCCUGCGCGAGGCUCUGUGUGGCUGCACGGUGACCGUCCCCACGCUGGACGGCCGCUCCCUGCCCAUGGUGUUCCAGGACGUGCUCAGGCCGGGCGUCCGGCGCCGCGUCCCGGGCGAGGGGCUGCCGCUGCCGCGCUCGCCGGAGCUGCGCGGGGACCUCGUCAUCGAGUUCGAGGUCAAGUUCCCCGAGCGGAUCCCGCCCGCCCACAAACCCCUCCUGGAGCAGAUCCUGCCCCCAUAGGGGACCCCCAAAACACCCCCGGGGGGUGCGGACUCGGGGGGACCCCCCAAAACAGCCCCGGAGCUGGGGGGGCUCGCUGGGCUCCUCCUCAUCCUCAUCCUCAUCCUCAUCCUCAUCCUCAUCCUCAUCCUCGGGGGGUUUGGGGUGUCCCUGUCCCUGAUCUCAGAGGGGUUUUGGGGUCACCUCACUCUCCCAGGGGUUUUGGGGUGUCCCUGUCCCCAGUCUCAGAGUUUUGAGACAUAUUGGGGUCACCCCACUGUCUCAGGGGAUUUUGGGGUGUCCUUGUCCCCGAUCUCAGAGGGUUUUGGGGUGUCAUUUUCCCUGAUCUCAGAGCUCUGAGGGGUUUUGGGGCCACCCCACUCUCCCUGGGGGUUUUGGGGUGUCCCUGUCCCUGAUCUCAGGGGGGUUUUGGGGUCACCCCACUGUCCCAGGGGGUUUUGGGGUGUCCCUGUCCCCGAUCUCAGGGGGGUUUUGGGGUGCUCUUGUCCCUAGUCCCUGAUCUCAGAGGGGUUUUGGGGUCACCCCACUGUCCUGGGGGUUUUGGGGUCACCCCAAUGUCUUGGGGGGUUUUGAGGUGUCCCUGUCCCCGAUCUCAGAGGGGUUUUGGGGUCACCUGGUUUGGGGUCACCAGGGACAUCUCAGAGGGGUUUUGGGGUCACCCCACAGUCCCAGGGGGUUUUGGGGUGUUCUUGUCCCUGAUCUCAGGGGGGUUUUGGGGUGUCCUUGUCCCCGAUCUCAGAGCUCUGAGGGGUUUUUGGGGUCACCCCACUGUCUUGGGGGUUUUGGGGUGUCCCUGUCCCCAAUCUCAGAGCUCUGAGAGGUUUUGGGGUCACCCCAUAUCUCAGGGGGUUUUGGGGUGUCCCUGUCCCUGAUCUCAGGGGGGUUUUGGGGUCACCUGGUUUGGGGUCACCAGGGACAUCUCAGAGGGGUUUUGGGGUGACCCUGCAGUCCUGGGGGGGUUUUGGGGUCACCCCACUGUCUCAGGGGUUUUGGGGUGUCCCUGUGCCCGAUCUCAGGGGGGUUUUGGGGUGCUCUUGUCCCUAGUCCCUGAUCUCAGAGGGGUUUUGGGGUCACCCCACAGUCCCAGGGGGUUUUGGGGUGUUCUUGUCCCUGAUCUCAGGGGGGUUUUGGGGUGUCCUUGUCCCCAAUCUCAGAGCUCUGAGAGGUUUUGGGGUCACCCCACUGUCUCAGGGGUUUUGGGGUGUCCCUGUGCCCGAUCUCAGGGGGGUUUUGGGGUGCUCUUGUCCCCGAUCUCAGAGCUCUGAGGGGUUUUGGGGUCACCCCGCUGUCCCGGGGGGUUUUGGGGUCACCUGGUUUGGGGUCACCAGGGACAAGGUCUCAGGAGGUUUUGGGGUGUCCUUGUCCCCAGUCUUGAAGCUCUGAGGGGUUUUGGGGUCACCUCAAUGUCCUGGGGGGUUUUGGGGUGUCCUUGACCCCUGUCCUUGAUCUCAGGGGGGUUUUGGGGUCACGCCCCAAUCUCAGGGGGUUUUGGGGUGUCCCUGUCCCCCCACCUCUGCUCUUGGUGUCCCCGGGUGUCCUUGUCCCCCAAUUUGGGGGUCCCCAGGUGUCCUUGACCCCUCCCCAUUUUGGGGGUCCCCGGGUGUCCCUCUCUCCCCAAUUUUGGGGGUCCCCGGGUGUCCUUCUCCCCCCCAAUUUGGGGGUCCCCCAGUGCCCUUGUCCCCCCCAUUUUGAGGGUCAAGAACAUCUGAAGACCCCUCCCCAUUUUGGGGGUCCCCAGGUCCUUCUCCCCCCAUUUUGGGGGUCCCCGGGUGUCCUUGUCCCCCAAUUUUGGGGGUCCCCAGGUGUCCUUCCCUCCCUCAAUUUGGGGGUCCCCGUGUUCCCUUGUCCUCCCCAUUUUGAGGUCAAGAACAUCUGAAGACCCCUCCCCAUUUUGGGGGUCCCCAGGUGUCCUUCUCCCCCCCAAUUUUGGGGGUCCCCGGGUGUCCUUGUCCCCCAAUUUUGGGGGUCCCCAGGUGUCCUUCCCCCCCUCAAUUUGGGGGUCCCCGUGUUCCCUUGUCCUCCCCAUUUUGAGGUCAAGAACAUCUGAAGACCCCUCCCCAAUUUGGGGGUCCCCGGGUGUCCCUCUCUCCCCCCAAUUUUGGGGGUCCCCGGGUGUCCUUCUCCCCCCAAUUUGGGGGUCCCCCAGUGCCCUUGUCCCCCCCAUUUUGAGGGUCAAGAACAUCUGAAGACCCCUCCCCAAUUUGGGGGUCCCCGGGUCCUUCUCCCCCCAAUUUGGGGGUCCCCCAGUGCCCUUGUCCCCCCCAUUUUGAGGGUCAAGAACAUCUGAGGACCCCUCCCCAUUUUGGGGGUCCCCAGGUGUCCUUCUCCCCCCAAUUUUGGGGGUCCCCGGGUGUCCUUCUCCCCCAAUUUUGGGGGUCCCCGGGUGUCCUUCUCCCCCCAAUUUUGGGGGUCCCCAGGUGUCCUUCUCCCCCCCAAUUUUGGGGGUCCCCGAGUGUUCUUGUCCCCCCCCCCCCCCAAUUUGGGGGUCCCCCCCCCAUUUUGGGACCCUCCCCCUCAGUGCUGUAUUUAGGGGAGGGGUCCCCCCAUCCCCUCCCCCCCUUUUUGGGGUCCCUUCAUUUUGAGGGGGGGUCCCAAACCAGGGG
This is a messenger RNA of Melospiza melodia melodia, 3678 nucleotides long. It is a transcript of the gene DNAJB1, whose product is annotated as DnaJ heat shock protein family (Hsp40) member B1. Gene Ontology annotation, biological process: negative regulation of transcription by RNA polymerase II. Lineage: Eukaryota; Metazoa; Chordata; Aves; Passeriformes; Passerellidae. The transcript has 3 exons. The record is from RefSeq and is a predicted model, not a curated record. Bases 74 to 1075 code for a protein of 333 amino acids. Gene Ontology annotation, cellular component: cytosol. Gene Ontology annotation, molecular function: Hsp70 protein binding; transcription corepressor activity.